UUAGAUACCAUGAGGCGAGUGCUGCAUGUGUGAGUGGUGUCACUGGUCUAGUCAGUGCUGUCAGAUCAGUUGUGCCGAAAGCUUCAGUUUCAUCUCUCUGUGCUUUGGUCUCUCCGCUCUGAUUUGACCAUGAAGACAUGGUAACACGACACUGAGAGAGGAGCACACUGAGCUGCCAGACAGUCUGAGGAAGGCAUGACAAGCUGUGGAGCCCUGGACAGAUUCAGGAGGUGUGUGUCGUCUUGCUCAUGCAAUAACCGUGUCAUGGCAGCCUUCAAGGGUGUGUGGACUCAGGAAUUCUGGCGAGCGGUUUCGGGGGAGUUUUUAGCCAUGAUAAUAUUCGUGCUGCUUAGUCUUGGAUCCACAAUCAACUGGACAGCAAAACAGGAGAACCCUCCACCUGCCGACCUCGUCCUCAUCUCUCUCUGCUUUGGCUUAUCCAUCGCAACCCUCGUCCAGUGUUUCGGGCACAUCAGCGGUGCCCACAUCAACCCGGCCGUUACAGCGGCGAUGGUUGCCACGCGGAAGCUGAGCCUGGCAAAGGGUGUUUUUUAUUUGUUAGCACAAUGCCUGGGGGCAAUAGUGGGGGCGGCCGUCUUGUAUGGAGUGACACCAGCAUCAGUGAGAGGAGGAUUGGGAGUGACUUCUGUCAAUACUGAAAUCUCCACUGGUCAUGCCAUUGUGAUAGAGCUCAUAAUCACUUUUGAGCUUGUCUUCACCGUCUUUGCCACCUGUGACCCCAAGCGCAGUGAUCUUAAAGGUUCGGCAGCGCUGGCUAUUGGCCUGUCGGUGUGCGUCGGCCAUCUGUUUGCUAUCCCGUACACUGGAGCCAGUAUGAAUCCAGCUCGCUCUUUUGGUCCUGUGGUCAUCAUGGGAAAAUGGCAGGACCAUUGGGUAUACUGGGUGGGCCCUUUAAUAGGGGGCAUCCUGGCUGCCGCUGUGUACGAAUAUCUAUUCUGUCCCGACCCUGACCUGAAGCGGCGCUAUGCCGACGUCCUCUCCAAGAGCCCCUUCCAAAUCGACCCGUAUCGGGUUGUGGACAACGAGACGUACCCCAGCGAUCAAGCUCAGCUCAUGGCCAAGCAGGCAGCGAUCCGAGUGCUGGACCUGGAGAGGGCAGAGAAGAAGCAGAGGGAGUCUGCUGGAGAAGUGCUGUCGUCUGUAUGACUAGUGAGAGCCACUGAGGAGGAACAGCACAACAUUAAUGAGCUCAAAGAAACAGAUCUGAUCUAGAGUCACAGCGUGCGUUUGUGUAGAAACCUUUUACCGAACGACUCCAAACACUUGACUUUAAUCAUUAAGAAUGAGCUAAACCACCAUAAUGGUCUGUCUUUGAACUCGCUUAAAACGCUCUUCCCUGUAUGCCAGUCACAGCCCAUAGAUCUCAUAUCCAAUAGAAGAAUCCACUUUGAAGAUUUUAGCCAGUCGCUGAACAUCCUUUAGCAGAUGCACCUCAUCAACUACAGAAUCAAUAACUAAAUGGGAUUCUCAAAUCUAAGCAACUGUAACGGUUUUCUUUGGUUUACGGGUUAUUACCUGGCAAUCAGGG
Molecule: messenger RNA, 1549 nt
Organism: Rhinichthys klamathensis goyatoka
Lineage: Eukaryota; Metazoa; Chordata; Actinopteri; Cypriniformes; Leuciscidae
Gene: aqp4
Product: aquaporin 4
Exons: 5
Coding region: 196-1167 (323 amino acids)
Biological process (GO): transmembrane transport
Cellular component (GO): plasma membrane; basolateral plasma membrane
Molecular function (GO): water channel activity
Source: RefSeq, a predicted model, not a curated record